This is a messenger RNA of Mangifera indica (mango), 1018 nucleotides long. RefSeq names its product E3 ubiquitin-protein ligase RNF185-like. Gene Ontology annotation, biological process: ubiquitin-dependent protein catabolic process. The transcript is spliced from 2 exons. Gene Ontology annotation, cellular component: endoplasmic reticulum. The coding region runs from base 180 to 875 and encodes 231 amino acids. Gene Ontology annotation, molecular function: ubiquitin-like protein conjugating enzyme binding; ubiquitin protein ligase activity; metal ion binding. The record is from RefSeq and is a predicted model, not a curated record. Lineage: Eukaryota; Viridiplantae; Streptophyta; Magnoliopsida; Sapindales; Anacardiaceae.
UUUUUUUAAUUGUCGUUUAGAUUCCAAAACCAGGGGCUGCGCAUGGAAAAUGCAGAAGGCACAUUCAUAACUACACAAAUUCUUGGAAGCAUUCAGAGUUUUAUCUCGUCCUUGCUACUGACUUCGCGUCGGUCGCUGGAUCUCUUUAUUUUAAGGAGUUUGGCUUUGGAGGUUUAGCAAUGGCCAGUGGUUUUGGGGAAUCAACAAGCAGGUCACCCCAAAACCCUUCUUACUCUAGCAACAAUAGUAAUGCUGAUGCUGUUAAUUUUGAAUGCAAUAUUUGCUUUGACUUAGCUCAAGAUCCAAUUGUGACUUUAUGUGGUCAUCUUUUCUGCUGGCCAUGCCUUUACAAAUGGCUUCACAUUCAUUCUAAUUGUCAAGAAUGUCCAGUAUGUAAGGCUGUAAUUGAAGAGGAGAAGUUAGUCCCCUUGUAUGGCCGAGGAAAAACAUCAGCUGACCCUAGAUCAAAAUCCAUCCCUGGUGUUAAUAUUCCGAAUCGUCCUGCAGGGCAGAGACCAGAAACAGCUGCUCCUCCAGAACCAAAUCAUUUUCAUCAUCAUCCACAUGGUUUUGGAUUUACGGGAGGGUUAGGAGGAUUUGCACCAAUGGCAACAGCAAGAUUUGGGAAUUUCGCUCUAUCUGCUGCUUUUGGUGGUCUCAUUCCUUCGUUGUUUAACCUUCAGGUGCAUGGGUUCCCUGAUCCUGCCAUGUAUGGGGCAGCUGCUGGCUUUCCUUAUGGGUUUACUAAUUCAUUUCACGGUGGUCAUGUACAUGGAUAUCCUCAGCAUACAGGUCAAGGUCAGCAAGAUUAUUAUCUAAAGAGACUGCUUUUGUUUAUUGGUUUUUGUGUUCUUCUGGCUCUUAUUUGGCAAUAGAUAUGUCUGCAAUUUGGGCUCAAUGGCUAGCAGGCCUUUAGACAUGUCAGCUAUAUUAUUUCUGUAAAUCUAUUAGUGCAUGUUAUGUUAACUCUUUCUCUUUUCAUUAUUAUAAUAAGAAUAAUUAUUAUUAUUUUGGUUGA